AUGGUAGAACCAGUGAAUUCCAUGGGCCUGGGCCCAUUGCCACCCUUCACUUGCUGUGAAAUGAGUCCCUUGAUCCGAGGUGAUGCUGUGUGGAAUACCAUGAUGGUGGAUAAGGCAUUCUGCAAGUCUGCAGAUGUUUGUUUUGGCAAAAACAUUGCAUCCAGGGAAGCAAGCAAGUGGAGCCCUGGUGGUGUGGUGGUAAAGAGCGUGGCUGAUAACCAAAAGGGGAGAAUUGCAGUAUUAACAGGGAAUUCAGACGAAAAGAGUCCUGGCAUUAGGAAACUUGAGGGAUUUAGUCCAUUGUCUCCAGUUGAGGAUUUCUCCAGGAUCAGAGGCCUUGGGAGGGUUUGCUUGCCCCUCUGGAGUAGGUUCCACAAUGUAACUCCAGGACUUAUAUUCUUAGGUUAUUUCAUGGAGGGCCUACAUGAAGCAUUAGCAGGUGCAGGAGUUAAGAUCAGGUCUGCUUACAUAUCUACAAGUGAAAGUCAGGGACAAACUAUAAAGGCGACAGCCUCAUUUUACCCCAAGGCUUGGGAUUCAUCUAAACCACCACCCCUAGUCGCUUUCGAAGAAGCGUCAGUUUACAAACUCAGGUGUGAUGUGUUACUUGGAGUUGUUGGAUCUUCGGCCAAGAUCCACAUACAAGGUACAGCCAAUCUACUCAUAGGUUACCCGGCUGGGCCAAUUAUAGAUUGGAUCAAUCGACAGUCCUGGGUUGAAUCACUUGUCUUCAAGUUGCUAAGUACUAAUUUUGCAUCCCCUGAAAAAAAAGUGAUGGAGCAAGUGCACAUGUGGACAGCUAUGCACCCAUGACAGCAUAUGAUAUGGUUCAUGGAUCUCUAGACUAGUGCGUGGAUGGGAUGAUUGCUGUCAGACCUGUUAACUUACGAAAUCCCUGCAUUUAUGGAGACUUCAAAAAAUGUUAAGGCUUGGCUCGGUAACCUCUUAGAGUAUGGUGAAGCAGUUUGACACUCUGCUGUUGCCCAGUUUGCACCAUGGAAAUUCCCGAGUCUAUCAGCAGCAGCCAGUUAUUAGACAAAGAAACACACUGUACCCUCUGGUGCCUUUGCUGCUCCAGAAUGAACCCCUAGAGCCACUGUAACGAUUCCUGUGCUUGCCGGUGCAUCAGGCAGCCUCAUUGUUAGGUCUGGAGGGCUCAGUGGCCCUGUGAGUGCUGACAUAGCAAACAUACUUACAAUGCUCCAUAUUAUAGGCUUUGAAAACUGAACCAACCUCCCAAAAAAAUCUAUUUUGAUUAUUAGUUUUCUUAUGAAAAGAGGAAGCAAGCUUAAGGAUUGACUAGAGAGAAUGGGCUGUUUCAGUUCUAGUCCAAAGGCAUGGUGGAGACCUGAGCAAGUACUGUGUUCCUCACGGUACUUGGGGCCUUUGCUCAGAAGGGCAACCAACAGCAGAUGAAACGAGCAGGGACACGAGGGGCAAUGAACACAAAUGGACUUUCUAGUCCCUCCUCUCUUCCUUUCAGUGCCCGCCCCCCCAAUCUCUUCCCAUUAAGUUCAAAGGGACGAGUUUUAGGGAAGGGGUGAGGUGAGGCUUCAAUGGGUAUUAUGCGGUUGAGCAAAGGCCUUUUUAGGUUUUGCCAUCUACUUCUCCAAUGCUCUAGCCCUUGUCUUUCUUUUUAAAUUAAGGGCCUCUAGCUCACAUGAGGAAACCCUGAUGGUGUAGCAGUUAAGAGCUACAGCUGCUAACCAAAAGGUCGGCAGUUCAGAUCCACCAGGCGCUCCUUGGAAACCCUAUGGGGCAGUUCUGCUCUGUCCUGUAGGGUCACUAUGAGGCGGAAUUGACUCCACGGCAACGGGUUUUUUUUUAGUUCACAUGGAGUGGGGAUCAGGUAAUCAGAUAGGUCACAAGAAAAAAGUAACAGUGGGGAGGUGGGGAAGAGAUAUAAAAGUUUAAAGCCACUUAUUAUAAAUUAAGCAUAUAAAACUAUAUAAAAGAAUCAUAAAAGUACUUAAAAUUAUACUUUUGUUUGGUUGAGGAGGGAGAUUAAAGAAAGUAAAUCUUAGAUGGGGAGGAAAAAAUGAAAGCCAGGAUGGGAUGAGGAUAGGGGAAGUGGCCUGUUACACUGACUUAGCUCAGAGGUUGAAUUUUAAGAAGGAUUUUGAGUUUCAGGAAAAUUAAUGUUAGGCUCGGACAAUGAGUUUCUGCCCUUCAAAAUGCUAAUUAAUUGAUUAGCCUUCCAUCCUAGCGUCUGAGUGCCAUAGCCAUCCCAGCAUCCCCGGGAUAACCACAACCACACAUGAGAGGGGAUCCUUCCCUAGACUGCAGAAACAGACAAUUCUGCCUUGUGAUGUGGCCCUCAAAGGCCAAAGAUGCCUCAUCCUACCAAAAGGAGAAGCUAAGUCAACAAGGAACAGACCAGUGCAAUGCCUAACUGCAAACUGCUUAUCAAAGUCCUUAGAGAAGUCCUUUAUCUUCUUGCAGAUACAAUAGGAAAUACUAUUGGCCACUUACCUCCUUUGGCUUGUUACAGCUCUUCGUACCUCUCCAGCCCCCACCACUAUCCUUCCCCACAACAACCAGUAGCCCAUCCACUGUCGCUUGGAGAGUUAAUUUCAGGGCAUAGCCAAGUUUUCUCAAUUGUUUAGCUCCCUUCUGACGAUUUGACUCCCCUUCCAUCCUCAGGGCCAUGUUGAUUUGUUGAAUGGUCAACUGCUUGAAUAUUGCUAUCAUUAAUAUCCUAGCCUGUAUCACUCAGAGUGGUACU
Molecule: messenger RNA, 2725 nt
Organism: Loxodonta africana (African savanna elephant)
Lineage: Eukaryota; Metazoa; Chordata; Mammalia; Proboscidea; Elephantidae
Product: endogenous Bornavirus-like nucleoprotein 1
Exons: 4
Coding region: 1-813 (270 amino acids)
Source: RefSeq, a predicted model, not a curated record